Messenger RNA from Pocillopora damicornis (cauliflower coral), 1117 nucleotides. Its product is annotated as transcription factor HES-1. The record is from RefSeq and is a predicted model, not a curated record. Lineage: Eukaryota; Metazoa; Cnidaria; Anthozoa; Scleractinia; Pocilloporidae. Gene Ontology annotation, molecular function: protein dimerization activity; DNA binding. Gene Ontology annotation, biological process: regulation of DNA-templated transcription.
CGGUUGCUUGUAUUACGCCCUAGGGUCGGUUAGAAGCGUGCCGAAGUAUUUUAUACUGCCACAAGUGAGCGGAUCGCACGCGUAAACUUGACAGCACAAAUGGAUGUAGAAAUUUUAAAACCCGUUAUGAAUGCUCAACGCAGUGCUAAAAAGGAAACAAAGAAGUUUGUUUUGCCUUGCAGUCUAAAAAACCACUUAUGGAAAAGAUGCGUCGAGCAAGAAUUAAUGACAGUCUGAACGAAUUGAAAACUCUUGUAUUGGAGGCGAUGAAAAGAGAUGUGUCAAGGUAUUCCAAAAUGGAAAAGGCCGAUAUUUUGGAAAUGACUGUGAAAUACCUUCGCUCAUUGAACACUGAGAGGACUUUGCAUAUUAAGCAACACCAAGAAGACGCUUCUGCAAUCGCUAAGUAUCGAGCAGGGUUCAACGAGUGUGCUGCCAAAGUUUCUCAAUUCCUGAUGACAGCAGACAAUAUUACUGUCCCGGUUCGCACACAGCUCCUAUCACACUUAGCGUCAACCUGUCAGCAGCAAAAAGACCCUCAUCAUUCCCCCACCGAUAUGUCAGUCUCGCGACAACAAGCCCACGCAACGCUGUCGUCAUCUUUUCCCGCCACUAAACCAAAAGUUGGCGCGAACACGGCUUUCGCCGACGGAAGUAUGGCAACAAAAUUCCCUUCACCACCUUCGUCACCUCUUCACAACCAUUCAGAAAGGAAAUUACUGCCUUUUCCGCCAACGAUGUCGCCCUCUAUGUCACCCUUUAUGCUUAGUAAUGGUAUUCCAGCCUUGAUCUUACCAAAUGACACUGCAUUGCAACUUCUACCUUUAACCUUACCCGCAAAUGCCUCUACUGCAUUCGACACAUCUUUGUGGAGACCUUGGUGACGCUAGCCCAGCGUUACAAUCAAUUUUUUCGGUAUCAUGUACCUAUCUCAAAUUGCUCUCCGAGCGGAAAUGAAUUUCUGGAGUGUCUUUAAAAUGAGGGUCGCUUGGAUUAGUCGAGCUAUUAAAACUACUGAAUAUUUAUUAAGAAUUGUGCUAGAGGUAUAUAUAAUUUUUGCAACGAAAAGCUAUGUAUAAUUACGAAUAAAAUAUAACUUGAAUACGUGAAGACGUCA